Messenger RNA from Tarenaya hassleriana, 1534 nucleotides. RefSeq names its product protein MARD1. Bases 600 to 1349 code for a protein of 249 amino acids. The record is from RefSeq and is a predicted model, not a curated record. Lineage: Eukaryota; Viridiplantae; Streptophyta; Magnoliopsida; Brassicales; Cleomaceae. The transcript is spliced from 2 exons.
ACUGCUCUCCUUUUUCAUAUGCAUUGUUACGACUAUAUUUUUAAAAGAAUCGAAAAAAUUCAUAUAAAUAUUUAUCUCCAAAUGAAUAUUUAAACUCUGGGUGAAGAAGAAACUUUUUUUUUACUCUUUAACAGUUGGACGAUCCAAUGUUCUCAGUGCUUUUUAAAAGCCCAAACCAAUAGGCAGCCUAAGUUCAUCACAACUCCCCGCAUCUCUCUAUCUCUCUCCACUCCAUUUGCAAUUUCAAGUUUUUUUUUGUGUGUGCAGUCCCUCGUAGAGAGAGAAUCGGCUUGCUGAUCAAGAUCUCGGCUAUAAUCGAUAAGAAGAAAGCCGCAGCCAAAUCCAUCCCAGAUAUUUUGUACCCGCCGUAUAUACGAUUAAUGCCGAUUCUUGUUUUGUUUGCGCUCGUUUGGGUUUUUUCUAGGCUUUUGCAGAUUCCUCCCCCACCAUGCCCCUUUUUGAUUCCCUCUUCCUCCAUGGAAGCAGCUGAGUUCUGAUCUAUUUCCAUUUCUGGACCUUCGAGAUCUUACUUUGCUGGUUAUGGUCUUGGUCCUCUUGAGGAGGUGAGCUACAUCCACCGUCACGUCUCAUCUAAAGUUAUGCUGAGGAACAGGUCAAGGAGAGCGGUAGCAAACAAACAGGCGUCUCUAAUGGCGGAUCAACCACCGUCUCAGGCUGGCCACUUCACGAAACCCACUCUUUCGUCUCUCCUCACCUCUCCAAAAUUCAAGCUUUUCUCCUCAAUGAACACGCCCUUCGACUCCGACUUCCCCCUCUUCAGCCCGACUUCCAUCCUCGACGCUAACCCAUCAAUCUUUUCCACCAAAAACGACAAACCCAGUUCGUAUUUCGAACCCACAAUCCCAAAACCCCAAAGAUUUCAGCCUCCAGAGGCACUUGGCCUCGCUGAUCUCUUGAAAAACAGAGGAAAUGUGGGUGACGCCACAAAACCCCCCAACAAGAUGGUCCUGUUCGGAUCCAAGCUCAGAGUCCGGAUCCCAUCAGCCGAUUUCGGAACUAAGAGAUGUCCGGGAGAGGGACAAGGGAAUGCUGGCGUCCAAACGAGGGUGUCGUCGGCUGGGUGGGUGAGGGAGAUGGAGAUGUCCGAGGACUACACGUGUGUGAUAUCACACGGCCCAAAUCCGACCACCAGACAUAUCUUCGACAACCGUGUUUAUGUGGAGUCGAAUCUCUCUGUCGUGAAAGUGAACAGUUUCUUGGACUUGUGCUACACCUGCAAGAAGGAUCUCGACCAAAAACACGACAUUUACAUAUAUAGGGGAGAGAAGGCUUUCUGCAGCAGAGAGUGCAGGUCCCAGGAGAUGCUCAUAGAUCAGAUAGAGAGCUAGCUUCUCUUCUUAUAUAUGGGAAGAUGAAUUCAUUUUUGGUUAUUUUCUUCUUUUUAUUUACCCAUGUAAGCUAGGUUUGUAGCUUUGGAUAGACUUUGUUCUAUCUCUCACCUGCAGAUGUGUGUCUAUAUAUAUAUAUAUAUAAAAAGGAUAAAGAGAUGAGAGAUAGACAGAGAUUGGAAAUU